UAGAAAUGACGACACACAUGUGCGGAAGCAUUUCAGCAGAGAUGUGUACUUUUGUUAGGCAGCAUAAACAAUCUCUGAUAUUUUACAACAUUAUCAGAUGUUAUUGUAUGAAUUCUGAUUAUUUAAUCUAAUCAAUGACAAACUAGCAAAGCAAUCAAGACGCUAUCAAAAUGUCUGCCACUUGCAACUGUACCGAGCAUGUCAACAAACUCAACCAGCAGAUAUCUGUCAUGCGAAAAGAAAUCAAGAAUCUCAGGCAAUUGUUGGACAGUGCUGUUCGUUCUCAUCGAAAACACAUGACAUCUCUCCAGUCUGCUUUGACACACAUUGGCCAGAGUCGAUCUCCAAAGAGUCAGCCAAGGCCACAGGCAGACCUUGAGACACAGAAUUCACUUGAGAAAGGGACCAUCCAGACAGUCCCCAUAGGUUACAUCAGCUCCUGUUUCUCAGUGAAGAAUGGCACCCCCAGACAGCCAACCAUAUGUGGGCCCUCCAGAGCCACCCUUCAGAUCCAGCAGAGUGUCUUCAACAACCCUGAACACUCACUGGUCGGCCUGGACAACUACUCUCAUGUCUGGGUCAUCUUCCUGUUCCAUAAGAAUGGCCACCUGAGUUAUAAGGCUAAGGUGAAGCCACCCAGACUCAACGGCCAGAGGGUUGGGGUGUACUCCACACGUAGCCCCCACCGGCCCAACGCCCUGGGUCUGACCCUGGCCAAGCUGGACAGAGUCACAGGUGACACACUUCAUCUGAGUGAGAUAGACAUGAUCGAAGGAACCCCUGUCCUCGAUAUCAAACCCUACAUCUCUGACUAUGACUCCCCACACAGUAGACUGGACAUUGACACAGAUACUUAUGACUCUGGCGUCCAACCUGAGAGCACCAGUGUACCAUCAGAAGAGGGGACCACCAGUGUACCAUCAGAAGAGGGGACCACCAGUGUACCAUCAGAAGAGGGGACCACCAGUGUACCAUCAGAAGAGGGGACCACCAGUGUACCAUCGGAAGAGGGGACCACCAGUGUACCAUCGGAAGAGGGGACCACCAGUGUACCAUCAGAAGAGGGGACCACCAGUGUACCAUCGGAAGAGGGGACCACCAGUGUACCAUCGGAAGAGGGGACCACCAGUGUACCAUCGGAAGAGGGGACCACCAGUGUACCAUCGGAAGAGGGGACCACCAGUGUACCAUCGGAAGAGGGGACCACCAGUGUACCAUCGGAAGAGGGGACCACCAGUGUACCAUCGGAAGAGGGGACCACCAGUGUACCAUCGGAAGAGGGGACCACCAGUGUACCAUCGGAAGAGGGGACCACCAGUGUACCAUCGGAAGAGGGGACCACCAGUGUACCAUCUGAAGAGGGGACCACCAGUGUACCAUCUGAAGAGGGGACCACCAGUGUACCAUCUGAAGAGGGGACCACCAGUGUACCAUCGGAAGAGGGGACCACCAGUGUACCAUCGGAAGAGGGGACCACCAGUGUACCAUCGGAAGAGGGGACCACCAGUGUACCAUCGGAAGAGGGGACCACCAGUGUACCAUCGGAAGAGCGGACCACCAGUGUACCAUCGGAAGAGGGGACCACCAGUGUACCAUCAGAAGAGGGGACCACCAGUGUACCAUCAGAAGAGGGGACCACCAGUGUACCAUCGGAAGAGGGGACCACCAGUGUACCAUCAGAAGAGGGGACCACCAGUGUGGAGACGCUGCAUUCAGACUCAGUAGCUUCUUUCUCCUGUACUGUUGAUCCCCAGUUGGACUUGGGGGUUGAGAGACAGGAUAGUCAUAACGCAGACCCCAGAAUACUCCACUCAAAAGACAAAUCCAAAGUUCACAUCCUCCGUCCAGGCGAUGCCUCCAGCUCUUCUGCUUCGAAAACCCUGGGCAAAGACCUCACCACUGUGCUGGGGGAGCUCAAGGCCUACAUUAGCGAGGGAGAUGACUGCCUCACCCUGGGGAGCUCUGUAGGAAAGUCUCAGGCUUCAGAUGGCCCUAAUGCCAAGCCAUUGGAGCCAGUGGAGGAUAGUGCUAGGCCUUGCUAUGAUGAAGAGGCCUACAGCACCAUCGCUGGCUGGAUCAGGGAGCCUCCUGUGACCAGUCUGGAGGUGCGCUUCACCCCCCAUGCAGAGAGAGAGCUGGGGGAGUUCCUUGCCCCCAUCAGUGCAGAAUCUCGUGACCGACCCAGGUUCCGGUUCCUGCGCGGUCCAAAAGAGGCUGCGGCCGCCAUCAGAGGGGUCCUAUCUGCUGACCCCAGGUCAGUGUAUCGGAGGAGCCGCUGUAAGGACAGACUCUUCUUCUUCACCUUGGACACGGCAGACAUCACCUGCUGGUUCGGACAGGGCUUCGCUGAGGUGCUCCGGGUCAGACUCGUGGCUGUUGGAAAAGAACUGGCCAGCUGAAUGGUUCAGGUUCUAUAUGAUCCUAAUGGUUCUAUGGAAUGAUUUUGGAAUCAGCUCUCAAGAAUAGUUUUACAGGUGAAUCUGAGAAAAUAUGAAUAUUUAACUAAAUAAAUGCAAUGUUAUAAACAACUGUUAUUAAAACAUGGAUUUUA
Messenger RNA from Salmo salar (Atlantic salmon), 2551 nucleotides. RefSeq names its product tRNA methyltransferase O (gene trmo). Lineage: Eukaryota; Metazoa; Chordata; Actinopteri; Salmoniformes; Salmonidae. The record is from RefSeq and is a predicted model, not a curated record.